GUUUAGGAUCUCAGAACAGACAGCAUUUACCAAACCUACGUGGCCAAAACCUGUGGCAGUGUUGCAGUAUCCUGACAUGUCUCUGAUAAAGACUGCUGGGUGGGAAACACCCCAGAAACACUCAUCACACUCCAGCCAUCCACUCUUGAUGACAGCAUGAUCAAGAAUGGAUAGCUGGGGAGGACGGGGAUCUUUUACAUGAAUUUGACCCCAUACAAACCUUCCAAUUAGUUCCCCAGCACCCUAUCCCUGAUGUGGCACUUUACACACACACACUACACACACCUGCUCACAUCUUGAUUAGCACUCAGGGUGCAUUCCAGGCUCCAUCAAUACACCGGGUUAGGGUUACAAGCCAUGUUCUCUAUACUCACCGUCUAGGGAUAUUAGCCUUUCUGAUGAGAUCGAGACAUUAUCUCACACACAUCCAGCAAGGACCUGUUGCUAGGUAGAAGAGUAAGGUACACAGGAGUUUACACACAGACACAAACCUCGGUAGAUUAAGAAGGAUUAAACACGCCGCUAUAAAGCAUACAGUCAUCUAAUACAUCAAACUAUAAAAUCCAUAUGAUGACUGAGAAUAAGUUACCAUUAAGAAGUCAUGUGAGCAACAAGCUGUGUUUGCGUGUUCUGCGUGCACUGUGGUGACGUUUGCCAAACUGACGCUCUGGUUUGUUUUCAAUAGAACACUUUGCUUUCAACACUGCUAACCGCUCUGGAUAAGAGCGUCUGUUAAAUGACUAAAUGCUAACCUUGAGGAGGCUGAUGCUGCUGCCACUUAUUAACACAUCAAAGCCCUGCGCACAACCUUUACCUAACGCAGAUGUGAACACUGGCCUCUCAUUGGCUAGCUUCCUCCUCUCCCUGCAUCUAUCUAUCUCUCUCCUCCCCCUGCAAAUCUCUAUCUCUCUCCUCCCUCUCCAGUUCCAUGCUUCCAUUCCUCUAAAUUCCGUCUACUUCUCCCUCAGUGUGUUAGGACUUCUCUCUCUCCUCUCUCUCUCCUCUCUCUCUCCUCUCUCUCUCCUCUCUCUCUCCUCUCUCUCUCCUCUCUCUUUAGAGGUGGCAGGAUAACUUGGAUUGACCCUCUAAAUGACCGGAGGAUUUCAAAGCAACUAACCCUAAUGAGGUAUCUGCUGGAGAGUGGUGCAGACCCCAACAUCCAGGACAAGACAGGGAAGACAGCCCUGAUGCACGCCUGCCUUGAGAGGGCGGGAGCAGAGGUGGUGACUCUGCUGCUGGGCAGCGGAGCUGACCCCAGCCUGGAGGACCACUCCGGCUCCUCAGCCCUUGUCCACGCCGUCAACGCCGGAGACAAGGAGGCGCUGCGGGUCCUGCUGGAGGCCUGCAAGGCCAAGGGCAAGGAGGUGAUCAUCAUCACCACCGACAAGCUCCCCUCCGGACGCCAGAUGACCAAGCAGUACCUCAACGUCCCCCCUCCCCCAGACCUGGAGGAGCGCCUGCACUACACGCCAGCCUCCUGCUGCAUGUCGCCCUCAGACAUCCAGCUCCGCACGCCUCCCCAAGGGGCAUCAGGCAGUGCCUCACCCCAGCCUGGCAGCCCUCUGCUGGGCCUCAGAGACCCGCAGGACUGCGGUCCCGCCAACUCCCAACCAGAGUCUCCGACCCGCGAGCCAAGUCCGCUGCGAGGUCAGGGCUUGGGCCGGCUGCUCCAUCUCCAGCGUCUGCACUUGGAGCCCUGGCUGAAGAGCCCCCCGUCCCUGCUACAGCACAGCCAGUCCUCCUCGCUGAUGGAGGGGCUGCAAGACAUCCCUCUGGAGGAGGGGCUGCUAGACAUCCCUCUGGAGGAAGGGCUCAGCAGCCUGGGCUUCCAGGGGCGCCCCCCCACCCGUCAGCACAGCAGCGACACCACAGGCCCGAAGCGAGGCCUGGAGCAGGCAGGCAGCGAGGCCGGUGGAGCCUGGGGGAGAAAAGGACUGGGCAGGAAGAUGUCUUACGACAGCGCCUCCGCACCUCACUGCUCCUCACACCCCAGCCUGGAGCCUCACUCUUCCUCACAUCCCAGCCUGGAGCCCAAGGACCCUGCCGCGCCGCUGGACAGAGACUCCUGCUUGCCUCACCUGGCGCUGUCCAGCCUGAGGAAUGUGGUCCGGCGCCGCAACUUUGGCAUGGACCACUACAGCUCUGACUCGCAGCUGCCCCAGUUUGGCAGCUACCCCCCGGAGGACAGCGCCAGGAUGUGUGGAGCCGGCGGGGGGCAAGAGAAGCGCAAGCUGGUGGGGAGCCGGUCCUCCACUCUGUCGGGCUCCAGGGAGUCCCUAGAGAGGAGGGGCCCUGGGGCACUGGAGCGCCGGGGAUCAGGGGCCCUGCUCCUGGAUCACAUCUCCCACACCCGCCCGGGGUACCUGCCCCCGCUCAACCCCCACGCACCCAUUCCCGACAUCGGGGCCAGCCCCACCGCCCCGGGGCCCCUGGGCGGGAGCAACAAGACGCUUAGCAGCGGGCCAAAGCCCCUGGUACCCUGCACCCCCCUGCUGCCCUGCGCCCCCCUGGUACCCUGCACCCCCCUGCUGCCCUGCGCCCCCCUGCUGCCCUGCGCCCCCCUGCUGCCCUGCGCCCCCCUGCUGCCCAAGGAGCUGAAGGCCAGGAGGACCCUGCUCAGGCGUCACUCCAUGCAGACCGAGCAGAUUCAACAGCUGGUCAACUUUGAGGAGGUCUUUGGGCACUAAACUCUGCUUGCUCUGCGUUGUGUUGCUGUGUACUUAAGGUGUGAUUUGAGAUAAUACCUUUCAUAAAGCUAGUUAUUUACCUCUGCUUUGCUGUCAACUACAGUCCGAAUAUUGAAGCCCAGGGUUGUCAAGUGUAUAAAUGUACUGUCUCAAAACGCUGUGGCGGGUAUACCUUCACACUCUCGUUCUGACCUGGAUGCCUGACCUCGCCCGGUGACCAGGAGGAUAUACUCGACAGGGCUGACUUCAGAGUCACGUUCUAAUAAAUGGUUUUAUUCUUUUAAAUUAUGUGCAAUCAUUUCAACUAUUUAUGCAUCUAUUGAUAUUCUGUUCAAUUUUAAAACAUGCCAUUGAAAUAUUAGUGGUUUUACAGUUGGAGAU
Molecule: messenger RNA, 3068 nt
Organism: Hypomesus transpacificus
Lineage: Eukaryota; Metazoa; Chordata; Actinopteri; Osmeriformes; Osmeridae
Gene: ankrd34bb
Product: ankyrin repeat domain 34Bb
Exons: 2
Coding region: 1122-2687 (521 amino acids)
Molecular function (GO): protein binding
Source: RefSeq, a predicted model, not a curated record